CUUCUCCCACCGUCUUGCAUGUCGACGUCGACACAUGGCGGGCACGAUGGCGGCAAGGGCGUGGAGCGGGUGCUGGACGGGGCAGUCGGGCGCGAGGAUGAGCCAUUGCUGCCAGCGGCGGCGGCGGCAGCGACGGGAUCGGUGGCGGGAUCGGCGACGGGGACGGCGGGACAAGUGGCGGAGAUGUCGACAUUGGCACAAGCGGCUUUCUCGACCUAUUGGUUAGCGUUCUUCAUCCUGGCCAUGCUCAUCAUCCCGGUCCUCCUCCCAUCCAAGGUCGCGUCGCUCGUUGCGCCGAGUCGCAAGGGCUCAGCCCUGGGCGCGACGGCGGCCAUCGGCAACGCCUUUCUGGUUGUCCUCAAUCCGGUCUUUGGCGCAGCAUCAGACGCGGCGUGUGCACGCAAGCCGUUCAUCGGUGGCGGCGGCCUCCUUCUUGCUGCAGCAGUGAUGACGCUGUACCUUGCAGACACGUACCUGCUCUUCACAACCGCCUUCUCGGUCACCUGCAUCGCACUUGCGGUCUCGAUUCCGGCCUACAACGCAGCAGUGCCCGAAAUCGCGCCGCCACACCAGGCGGGUCAGCUUGGCGCCUGGCUGUCGGCGGCGUCGACCGUCGGCGGCCUCGCCGGCUCACUCGCUGUCCUCUUUGCCGCCAACAAGUUUUCCGACUUUCUGAUGUGCGCCACCUCGGCUGGGCUUGUCGGCCUCUCUGCGCUUGUGGCCAUCUCGUCGUUCUCAGAGUCCCCAGGCGCGCGGCGGGCCGCCAAAGCCCAGCGGAAGAGCAUGGCGUUCUCGCUGCAGACAGACGACCGCGGCGGGAGUGGCGUCGAGCCGCGAUCGCGAUGGCGGUGCGCGGCACUGACCGCCGCGUUCCCGUCGCUCAGCUACAGGCCUUACACCAUGUUCCUGACAGUGACCUUUCUACAGAACGCGGGGCAAACGCUCGUCACGCUCUACGCGCUCUACUUUUUCCACGACGUGCUUGGCGAUGACAAUCUGGUGCUCUGGCCAGGCGGCCCGCGGCUGCACUCGGCCGCGGCGGCGACGGGCGCGUUGCAGGUGGCGACGCAAUUUGGCGGCGUCAUUGCCUCGGGCGUGUCGUGGAAGUGGUCACAGAGCCCCAAUCAUCGGACACAGGCCAUGUUCUGGCUGACACUCACUAUUGCAGGGCCACUUGUCUUUGUCUUUGCCCGCUCGCUCGGGCUCAUUGUCGGCUUUGCGCUCAUCUACGGCGCCGGCAUCGGCGGCUUCAUGGCACUCUCGUAUCCGCUGAUGGUCAACAUCCUGCGGGCGGCACAGGCUGUGCGCGGUACGACCGGAUCGGUAGAGGCCGGCGGAACCGAGUGGUCGCUGUGGAUUGUCUCGGUCCUCGCGCCCAAGGCUGAGACCGGCAAGCGACACGGCGACAGCAAUCUCGGAUACCAGGUGCUCUACGGGUUUGGCGCGUUGCUGAUGGCGGCCGGCGCGGUGCUCGCUCUGCGGCUGACGCAUGCCGCGGAUUUGCCUGCAGACGACGCGGGGAAGGAGGAUGCAUAG
Messenger RNA from Thecamonas trahens ATCC 50062, 1536 nucleotides. RefSeq lists its product as uncharacterized. Gene Ontology annotation, biological process: transmembrane transport. Lineage: Eukaryota; Apusomonadida; Apusomonadidae. Gene Ontology annotation, molecular function: transmembrane transporter activity. The coding region runs from base 19 to 1536 and encodes 505 amino acids. The record is from RefSeq and is a predicted model, not a curated record. The transcript is spliced from 2 exons.